GGGCUCAUCUGGCACUGCCACUGCAGUCCUUGCGGCGACAGCAGUGGAGCCAGAUGCUUUGAAGAUCUCCAUUUGGAGAGGAACAUGGGGCAACCAGCUCACGAUUCAGUAGCAAAGCAGUUUUGCUGUCCUAAGAAAAUGGCGACCAGCUUCCUCGCUCUUGCCGUUUGUCUGCUGGGAUGUCUCCUCCACACCAAAUGUGCAGUUUUUAUUGAUCAGGGCAGAGCAAGCAGUGUUCUGCACCGAUACAGAAGGGAGAAUACCGGUGUAUUUGAAGAACUACGUCAAGGAAACCUUGAACGCGAGUGCAUAGAAGAGAUAUGUGAUUAUGAGGAAGCGAGGGAAGUCUUUGAAGACGACGAACGAACGCGGCUAUUUUGGGCACUAUAUAAAUAUGGAGACCCAUGCAUGAUAAAUCCCUGUAUUAAUGGAGGCAAGUGUCGCCAUCAAAUCGGUGACUACAAAUGUUGGUGUCCAGCUGGUUAUAAAGGAAAGAACUGCGAAUUAGACAGUAGCUGCUCAACGUACAAUGGAGGUUGCAAGCAGCUCUGUGAGAACGGCCCAACUGGGAAAGGAAUCUGCUCCUGUGUUACUGGAUACAGACUGAAGGAAGACCAGAAGACCUGCGAACCAACAGUGCCCUUUCCAUGUGGAAGGAUUACAGCUCCAGAAGUAGUGAAGAGUAAUCUCACCCGCUCGUUGGACAGGUGCUCCUCCCGCACUACCGGUGGCCUCAAAGAAAAAUCGGACAACGCCACCCAAGAUGGCCCCACGGCAUCAACUCUUAACAGGGAGUUCUUAAACAUGAACAGCUUGAAAGGGGAAAUCCCAUGGCAGGUGUAUAUGUAUAGCUUCGAGCGGAAAGGGUUCUGUGGAGGAGCGAUCCUCAACGAAAAGUGGGUCAUCACUGCAGCACACUGCCUUGAACAUGAACCACACACUGUCGUGGCAGGUGAACAUAAUACGGAGAAUUAUGAACACACUGAACAACUCCGUCGCAUUGUCCAGGCAAUUCCCCAUCCUGCCUACAACGCUAGCAAUAAGUACGUCGAUGACAUUGCUCUUGUUGAGCUCGAUUCGCCGUUGGUCAUGAACUCGUACGUCACCCCGAUUUGCAUCGCGGACAAAGCAUUCACGGACAACCUAGUGAAGGAUGAAUUAGGGACCGUGAGCGGUUGGUGGAGACUGAAGGAGCAAAGGAAAACAGCUAGCAUCCUCCAAGUUCUGAAAGUUUAUUAUGUUGAUCAGGCCCGUUGUCUAAGGGAGGCUGGAGACGCCAUCUUUCCAAACACGUUCUGUGCAGGCCGCCCUGCUGCGGCUGUGAAACCCCACCAAGAGCAAAGUGGAAGUCCGUAUACCACAAACAUUGAUGACACCAGCUUCCUAACAGGGAUAACUACCUGUGGUGAGGCGUGUACUGGAAAUGGGGAAUAUACCCUCUAUGCAAAUAUAGGAGACUACGUUCAGUGGAUAAAAAACACAACAGCGCUUCCAUAAUUAAGCCAGAGCCAAAAUAUUUUCCUAUAGCUUUCCCCAAGAUCCUCUGAUGGUGGGAAGUAGAGGGGAAUAUAAUUAGCCUAAUUUCUUUUCUGAAAUAGUUUGACAGAAUUAAGAGUAAUAAUAAUGAUUGAAUGCACACUUAAGAGCAGAAGAAGUGCCCUGAUGCUGGAUCAGACCAAGGGUCCAUCCAGUCCAGCACUCUUUUAGAAAGCCAUUUACACAGGGAUUAUUUGGAAGAUUAAGGAAAAUCAUAGAAUCAUAGAACAGUAGAGUUGGAAGGGGCCUAUAAUACCCAUCAGGUCCAACCCCCUGCUCAGUGCAGGAAUCCACCCUAAAGCAUCCCUGACAGAGGGUUGUCCAGCUGCCUCUUGAACGCCUCUAGUGUGGGAGACCCCACAACCUCCCUAGGUAACUGAUUCCACUGUCGUACUGCUCUAACAGUGAGGAAGUUUUUCCUGAUGUCCAGCCGGAAUCUGGCUUCCUUUAACUUGAGCCCGUUAUUCCGUGUCCUGCACUCUGGGAGGAUUGAGCAGAGAUCCUGGCCCUCCUCUGUGUGACAACCUUUUAAGUAUUUGAAGAGUGCUAUCAUGUCUCCCCUCAGCCUUCUCUUCUCCAGGCUAAAUAUGCCCAGUUAAGAGGUAGUACAGCUCAUUGGGUAGAGCAGUUGGCUUCCAAUGCCAGGAUCCACAUUUAGCGCCUUCACUGUGAGGCUUUCAAUGAGACACUUCAGCUUUAGUUCCCGAACAAUUAAAGAAGUACCUACCUCACCAGGUUGUUGAGAAGGUUAAACACAGGAUUGUAAUGUACGUUGGAAAAUCAGGAUGACAUUUCAUUAAAACGGCAAAUUGGCAGAAAGUGCAUUUCUGUAUAAUGAUGUAUAAUGAAACCACAAAUAAAUUACAACAUGAAAAAAGAA
Messenger RNA from Elgaria multicarinata webbii, 2416 nucleotides. RefSeq names its product coagulation factor IX-like. The record is from RefSeq and is a predicted model, not a curated record. Gene Ontology annotation, cellular component: extracellular region. The transcript has 10 exons. Lineage: Eukaryota; Metazoa; Chordata; Lepidosauria; Squamata; Anguidae. Gene Ontology annotation, biological process: zymogen activation; blood coagulation. The coding region runs from base 85 to 1497 and encodes 470 amino acids. Gene Ontology annotation, molecular function: calcium ion binding; serine-type endopeptidase activity.